Messenger RNA from Recurvomyces mirabilis, 1530 nucleotides. RefSeq lists its product as uncharacterized. The coding region runs from base 1 to 1530 and encodes 509 amino acids. Gene Ontology annotation, biological process: protein O-linked glycosylation. The record is from RefSeq and is a predicted model, not a curated record. Gene Ontology annotation, cellular component: Golgi apparatus. Lineage: Eukaryota; Fungi; Ascomycota; Dothideomycetes; Mycosphaerellales; Teratosphaeriaceae. The transcript is spliced from 2 exons. Gene Ontology annotation, molecular function: alpha-1,3-mannosyltransferase activity.
AUGACAAAGCUCAUGCCAAACGAACUCCAGUUGACGCCACUCCUCGCCCCGUUCAUACCGACUGGUGGCGAGCCUCACGUUCGAGAUCUCGCGCUCAGAAUCCGUGUAUUCACAGAAGCUUUCAACGCAUGGGAGUCACUGCAUCUCCAUCUUUCGCCAGCCUCGCUUGCCUUCAAGACUGACAUUACGAGGACGCUACGAGCUGCCGAUCUCACACCAAGGCAGCUUCGUGAAGCGAUCCGCAAUUACGACGCCUUCCGGGCUUACAUCAAUGGGUUCGCUCGUCGUCUAUUUCCGUACCUGGUAGACUGGUCGUCGGACCUGAUGACACUCCAUGCGAGCUUCUACCAGGGCGGAAGGGGCAUUGUCUUCACAGCUGGCGAUGCACAAGUACCAUUUCUGAUGACGUCCAUUCCGUCGCUGCGAAGCUUGGGAUGCGGACUCCCUAUCGAGGUGAUGUUCCUCGGCGACGCCGAUCUGAGCUCGCAAUCGCGCUCGAUCCUGGAAGCAUUGGACGGAGUGAUCACGAGAGAUAUGAGCCAUAUGAUUGACGACACGGAUUGGGCCUUGAGAGGAUGGGCCGCGAAGCCGUUCGCCAUACUCUUGUCGUCUUUCCGGGAGGCGAUCUUCAUCGACGCGGAUGCGCUCUCUUUUGUCAACCUCGAGAUCUUGUUCACUGAUGAGCAGUACCUCGGGACAGGUGCGCUCUUCUUCAAAGACCGCAAUACCAUGCCGGGUAGCAAGCGUUCCUGGUUGACCGAGAUCCUUCCACAACCUGUAUCUCAUCUCGUGGAAGAAAAUCGCAUGUGGACGGGCGAGAGCACGCAUAUGCAGGACUCCGGAGUUGUGGUUGUGGACAAGUGGAAGCACUUCCUUCCGCUGUUAUUGACGACCCGACUGAAUGGUCCAGACCGGGACGGCGACGAGGAGAAGGGGAAGAAAGGAGUCUAUCAGAUGGUAUUCGGCGAUAAAGAGACUUUCUGGCUUUCGUGGGAACUCACUGGGAAUCACGACUAUGCUUUCUACGAUGGCGAGGCAGGCACGAUGGGUAUUCUAAGUAAAACGCCAGAACUACCCCAGCAGUCGUCCGUUUCAACCAACGAGCAAGAGCCUCUGGCGAAAGGAUUGUCAACACUCAGCAAAGACCCCGCAUCAACUUUGGCGAUUGAGUCCUCCGUCGCAUCGAGGAGGCAGAAGCUAUUGAACCGCCGCAACACUCCUUGCAUCUGCUCCCAACAGCUGGUCCACUUCGAUCGGGCCGGGCAGCCACUCUGGUUCAACGGCUGGCUUGCUACGCAAAAGCUUGACGAUGAGACCGAGGUCGAGUUCCGCGACUUCGAGUAUUACGCACGAGAGAUGAAGGGUCGACGGCGGAGAGGUGAACGCGAUCCCUAUUCCGUCCAUCCGAGGAAUGUUGUCUGCAUGCAGACUACGCAGACGUUUGCUUUCACCGACGAAGAGCAGGCGACCCUGAAGAUGAUGCGGGAUUUCGCAAAGGUGGCGAUUGCGAAGCGGGAUGGUCUCGAAUGA